AUGAAUACCUUUAAUCAAUCAUCCUACUCCCUCAUGAGUGGAGCGAGUAGUAGAAGCGGAAAGAGCACUACUUUGGGAGGUGUCGGUGGUGGGGGCUCGCUUUCACAUUUACCGAGAGUUGCUCCCCAUGGCCAUUCCUCACAUCCAUUGGUCGGAAAUAAUCAAGGUGGUGGAGGAGGAGCCAGUUCUCUCAUCAGACACGUUUCGGAAUUCUCCAUGUCUUCCAAUCAUUCGACAGGAGCCAUACCAAAGGCGUCCAACAAUGCUUCCUCGAGAACUUAUUUGCUGCAAGAUCCAGAGGCAGCUCUUUUUGCCGAUAGGGGAGAUACUGAAAGCCACUACUCAAAAGAAUCAUCCAAAACUGCAAAAUCUGCUUCUUCCGGAAGCAACUCUUCUGCAUUCAUUAGGAACAUUGAAAACUCACUCUUUCUUGUCAUCAAUUCGCUCAAAUAUGACAAACCUAUUCCAACAACUAUCAGUGUGUUACUUCAUCUGUUGUUAGCUUUUCAAACAUUAAGCAUCGGGUCACCCUUAGAGUAUGAUUGGGGAGAGUAUGGAAAAUGGGUGGUGAGUGUGGCCGCCAUAUCGCGAACCUUUGGUUUUCAAUUUAUGCCUUAUGAAGGAUUUAUUGCUGUUGCUGUGAUUAAUUUCCUACUAGUAUUGCUUGCACUGUUGUCCAUGUAUUUGGCAUAUAGAACUCAACGUAUUGGUAGUAGAUAUUGGGACAAAAUCCAAUUUGUGGCAAGGUUUUGCUUUGGAAGCAUAUUAAUACUAGCCAUCCCAUUUACUUUUAGCAUGAUGUUUGCAUUUUGGAAUUGCGAUUAUGAAACAACCAAGACCGUCAAUAACGCGGCAGUUUUUGUGUUGAGAAAUUUUCCUGACCGUGUUUGCUGGUCACCUUUGAAUGGAUUUUUUUCAGCAGCAUCCAUGAUUAUCAUGAUUAUUCAGAUGACACUUAUUUCGGUGUCUGCUAUAAUAUUUUGCAACACACAUAUUCAGGCCAACGACUUUUUCAUUUUGGACAAUCCAUUUACUAUAAUUUAUAUCCAUGUCACAAACUGUCUCUUUAUGAUUAUUCAUCCUUUCAUGCCGAAAUCCGUUUAUUUUGUUGCUCCUAUUAUUUAUAUUUUAAUAUCUGUGGGAUUUAUUGCACUGUUAUUGUGGAAUUUUCCUUUCGUCAGAAGAGGAGCUAAUUCUUUUUAUGGAGGAAUUGCAUUUGCAAGAGUGGGCAUUGGUAUUGUUACUCUGGUUGCAACUUUGGUAAAUUCUCAACAGAGUUGGGAGAUUGGAAUUGGGCUUGUAGGAGCUUUGAUUGGAGGCGGCGUUCUGAUGUUCAUUUUUGGAAGUAUCGUAACAGAGAUUUACUCUAGAUAUGCGCAAUCGAGAGGAAGGAAAUUGCUUAAGACAUGCCUUCAAAAACGAUCAUUCGAAUCUAUUACAGAAUCCGAGCACAAAUAUGUAAAUUACUUUAUCAGGUUUGCCAUGAAAGGAAGUGAUGACGAUAUUGGUCUUGCUGACUCUUUUACAAAAUUAGCCAUGACUCAACGACUAACAAUCAAUGCACAAACAUUAAUUUCAUGUGCUCUGUUUGUGAAAUUCGUCUUGACUAACAGCUCGGUGACCUUUGCAAUUUUGUUGAUGCAGAAAGCUCAAAAACAAAGCUCAAAUUUCUUUCUAAGGUAUUCCAUUUACUUGCGUAGUAGGGAAAUCGAAAAGGCAUCCUCAAUGGGAAGAAAUAAUUUUCAAUUGGACAACAUGGUGAAUAUUGUUCGCGCGAAAUGUGAAUUAUUGAGACAGUUACACAAAUUGUUUUGGAAAAAUAUUGCGAUGGAUCAGGGUGAUGAUAAAAAACUCUGUUUCAUCGCGAAAGAAAUUGAAAGUGUUACGAAGGAAUGUUCCAUUAUUUUUCAGAACAUGUUGUUCAACUAUAGGAAUGAAGUGAUGGUACUGAGAAGUUAUGCAUCGUUUUUGGACGAGUUUUUAUUUGAAAGUACCAUGGCAGAGGAAUUAUUUGAAGAAGCAGCAAUUCUGGAAGAAGAAAACGCCAAGAAAAGCACCGUAGAAGCGAAACGAUUAAUCGCAAAACGGAGCUCUCAUGUACUUCCAACAAAGCCUUCCAUGCACGAUACUCAUACAUCUUCACCUCACCUUCUUAAACGGAGAGGUUCUUCCAGAGAAGAGGUUGACUUUCUUGAAUCUGCAAGUCAACAUGAAUCAGCUCAAAACCACCCCCAAAAACAAAAGGACAUUUUUCGAGCUGCUUUAAAUAAGAAGGAAGAGCACAGGUUCUUGUUUCCAUAUUUGAUGUCUCUUUGUGCAGUUGGAAUUUUUUGUUUAUCCGUGAUUCUUGCGUUAGGUGUGACAAUCACUGCCAAUAACAAUCGUGACAUUGACCUCAUUAUGAAAGCCUGCGCCAUCUCGUCUCUGCCUUAUGCCACACUUUCUGAUAUUCGAAACAUGCAAGCAAUACUGAAAUAUACGAAUUCAUCUCCAUCGAUGCAGGAUCAAGUGAAGAAGAGAGUAGAAUCUAACAUUCAAAGCAUGCUUCAAGUUCACAAGUAUUUGAAGGAAAGAAUAUUCACUUCCGUUAUGAUGGAACAAUUUUUUAACAUUAGCUCGAGAAUACACAUACCUAUACUUCAAACAAGCAAUAUCUCGUCAGUGCUAACCGCAAUGAAAAAUAGCUCAGUAUUCGAUUUGGCAGCCAAAUUCACAACUCUGUCAUCAAACUACCAUUCAAAGACCUUGAACGAAUUGAACAAAACUUUUGAAGAUUUUGAUUUUUUAAUGUUAUGGAGCAAUCGAAUGGACUUCACAGAGUCGUUUGAACGUUUAUGUGAUCAACAAUUGGGAGAUGUUAAGGAAGGCAUUACCUAUGUACGAAAUGUGUUCAUAAUUGUUGUGUGCUCGAUAUCAGCAGCAUAUUUUAUUUACAUUAUAAUUUAUAUUUUGGUUAUUCAGCGGACCUUAUCAAGGCUUGGACAAAUUAUUUCAUUGUUUCGACAAAUCUCAAAGGAGGAGGUGCGCAAGGUGCUCAGUAUUAUGGAGCAAAAAACAGAAGACAAAAUUAUCAGCACGAAAGAGUAUGUCGCAACCACAAAACGAGUCUUGAUAGCUCUGGUAGUUGUUUCUUUACUUAUCACAUGUAUAUGUGGAGUCUUAAUUAUCUACGAAGCAAUAUCCUUUAUCGAAAAUGAAUCUCUUGCCAUGCAAAAAAUUCAGUCUGCCAAUAAGGUGUUGCAGAUUUUGCAACGAUGCAAAUUUAAAAUAAUAGAACUAUUAAUGAAUGACAAUCAAGCAUUAGGAGUUUCAAAAUAUCAAUUUUACACAGAAAUUAAGGUUCAUAUUUCUGACUUGUUUGUAGCUUGGAAUGCUUUUAGAUAUGGAGAUGAAAGUAAUGGAUUUAAGGCCUUGACUGGGAAUGGGGUUGAAAUAGAUAAUAUAUUACUGCAAUCUAUCGAAUGUAAUGGAACCAAUUUUUCAUGCUACUCAUUGGAUCAAUUGAUGACCUAUUUUAAGGUUUCAGAAAAAGUUAAUGACAACGUGUACCAUCAAGUAUAUCCAACUGACCAAUUAUUUGUAGAAUUUUCUGAACUAUUUGACAGUUCAAUUUCAAUUACAGACAAGACCACAUUAUUCAUUUCUAAAUAUGCAUCCUUCGUGACAUCUCAAGUGAUGGUCAUUUCUGCGGUUGCGUUUUCUUUAACUAUUUUAUCACUUUUCGUGCUUAUUUACGCAAUAUACCGUUUCAUGUCAAAUCACAUGAAUGAAAUCCAUCAAUUUAGGAUCAUGCUUAAUCAUUUGCAUUGGGAGACUUUGGAUAACGAACCGCUUUUACAUGCAUAUGUAAUGAACUAUUCACUCAGUGCAAGUGAGCAGAAAAAAGCUCAAACAGUUUUUGACAAUUCUUCAAAGGAAAAAGCAAUAUUAGAGGCUGCUGUUGAAGGGGCCGUGGUUUGCUCAACAUUUGGUUCUAUUUACAUAUUCAACCAGAGUGCACAAAGGCUUUUUGGAUUUAGAUCAGAUGAAGUGAUAGGAACACCUUUGGAAGAGCUAUUCACUCCUGAAUCUCGUGGCAAGGUAGCCACAUUUAUUUCUAGUUCCCUUAAUACAACCUCCAAUCAAGGCGAGACCUUAUCUAUCUUUGGACUUCGAAAAAACAAGACAACCUUUCCAGCGACAGUCAACUUGAGUGUUUCGGUACUUAAAGAAAAUGAGAAUAUCAUUUCAUGUUUUAUCAAAGACGCCACCAUUGAAAAGCAGCACGAUGCUGAAUUAGCGGAGGAGAAGAAAAAGUCUGAGGCCUUAUUACUGAACAUUUUACCGGAAAGCGUAGCUCUGCGAUUGCAAAAUGGAGAAACCUUUAUCGCUGAUAAGGUGGAUGAUUGUACUUGUUUAUUUAGUGAUAUUUGCAAUUUCAACGAAAUUUCGAGUAACAUGGGAGCAAGUGAAAUUGUUCAAAUGUUAUCGAUUAUAGUCAGUGGCUAUGAUGCACUUGUCCCCAAAUAUCACUUGGAGAAAAUCAAAACCAUUCAAAGUCAUUACUUUUGUGUGGGUGGUUUGCCAACUUCACACUCUAAUCAUUCACAACAAGAUCAUCCAGAAUUGGUACUUCAGUUUGCAAUGGAAAUGUUUAGCGUCAUGUAUCGGUAUAAUAUUCAAUUCGGAACGAAUAUGACGAUCAAGGUAGGAAUGCAUUGUGGAGCUCUCGUUACUGGCGUGAUUGGUCGGCUUAAAUUUGCCUACGAUGUUUGGGGUGAUGCGGUCAAUACAGCUUCAAGAAUGGAAUCUGUGGGUGUGGAUGGUCGAAUUCAAUGCUCACGAGAAGCAUAUCUUCGACUGUGUUCCAAAUUCGAAUUUGAAGAGCGAAAAGAUGUUUACGCGAAAGGAAAGGGUCUCUUGACCACCUACUUAUUAAGCACCAAUUAUUACCAAAACCCACAAAGUGCCAGCAUGACCAUUCUCAUUGAAGGAAGAGAUUAUCAUGAACACCAUGAACAUCAACAUUCAGAUGCUCUUUCUCGAGGCUCGUAUGACAUCUCAGAUAAUGGAUCGAGUGCUCCUCCAUCACUCAUCGUUGAAGAGGGACACACGGUGGCACAUCAUGAUGGCAUUCAUCAUCACACACAGGGGGAUCAUGAAAUGACCCAUCCAACACACCAGGCGUCACAUGUGGUGACCAGUCAGAACCAGAACAAUCAUUCGAUUGUAUUGUCUGGUCACCAUCAUCAUCAUCAAACAUUGCAUCAAUCACACCAUCAUGCUUCGUCAUCCAAUGAGGAACAACAUUAUUCACAACAUGCUCCAAUGACGAAUCAUCAUCAACAUCAACAUGUGGACAUACAUGACAACAAUGAAGACAUUGAAAAAGAGCAGUCAGACAACCUUCCUCAAGAAUAA
Messenger RNA from Naegleria fowleri, 5400 nucleotides. RefSeq lists its product as uncharacterized. Gene Ontology annotation, molecular function: phosphorus-oxygen lyase activity. The transcript has 9 exons. The record is from RefSeq and is a predicted model, not a curated record. NCBI's taxonomy places the organism in Eukaryota, Heterolobosea, Eutetramitea, Acrasida, Naegleriidae. The coding region runs from base 1 to 5400 and encodes 1799 amino acids. Gene Ontology annotation, biological process: intracellular signal transduction; cyclic nucleotide biosynthetic process.